Micropterus dolomieu (smallmouth bass) is the source of this 3881-nucleotide messenger RNA. Its product is annotated as SNF-related serine/threonine-protein kinase-like. Lineage: Eukaryota; Metazoa; Chordata; Actinopteri; Centrarchiformes; Centrarchidae. Bases 16 to 1599 code for a protein of 527 amino acids. The transcript is spliced from 3 exons. The record is from RefSeq and is a predicted model, not a curated record.
AAGAAAUGACUAUGCAUGUUGUGUUUAAAGCAGAGUGAAGUUUCCUGCCAAAGCAAAUCCAGACAUCAUAAUGAUCAAAGACCUGAGAAUAUUAAAUACUCUCUGUCUUAUCUGUACAGGCAGUCGUGGCCCACCAGAGUGGACAUGCACCAGGACAUAGAGGACAGCUUGGCAGCGUCCUCUAUCUCCCACGCUGGGGGACCCCAGUCCCCGGCCCGCAGCGCAGAGAACCUGCUCAACGGUCAUCGCUCCAAAGGCAUGCUGGAGCUGGGCCGACGAGAGGAAACCACACUGACGGACUGUUCAGGACCGCCAUCCCAGGGAGCCUGUGCUGCCACCUCGGGCUCUGCUCCUGGGUCUACCUCUGGGACAAUCAGGGCCCCCACGCCAUCCACCUCAGCCGCAGCCAAGCAGCGAACCUGCCUGUUCAGGGUGAUGGAGGAUGAGGAGGAGGAGGAAGAGCAGGACCCAUCUCCCCUCCCGACCCAGGUGGUCCUGCGCCGUAAGCCGCCCUCCAUCACCAACCGCCUAACCUCCAGGAAGAGUGCCCCGGUGCUCAACCAGAUCUUCGAAGAGGAGGGGGAGUCGGACGACGACUUCGACAUGGAUGAGGGCCUGCCCCCCAAACUCAGCCGUCUCAAGAUGAACAUGGCCGGGAACGCCGCCAGCCUGAGCUCCGCGGCCGGCUCCUCCUCGUCCCCGGGGUCCACGCAGAAGCGCUACCACCGGCGCAAGAGCCAGGGGAGGGGGUCAUCGUGUUCGAGCUCUGAGACUAGCGAUGACGACUCGGAGAGCCACCGGAGGCGUCUGGACAAAGACUCAGGUUUCAGUUACAGUUGGAACAGAAGGGACAGCAGCGAGGGGCCGCCUGGUAGCUCGGGCGGCAACGGGGGAGGCAGCAGCUCAGGGCAGAGUAAACCUCCCGGAGAGGGAGGGGGAACCUCUGGUCCAGACAGGGGGAGUCCUCCUGGAGGAGGAAGCAAUGGAGGAGGAGAGGGUGGUGGUGGAGGGGGUGGUGGGGGAGGAGGAGGGGGUAAUAAAGGACAAGACAGCCCAUCCAGUUGUUGUAACAACAGUAGCACUACUAACCCUUCCCUCAGCUCUCUGUCCCGCUCGUCCCGCACGGUCAGCCGCGGCACCGAGCUGGUGGAGAGCCUGAAGCUGAUGAGUCUGUGCCUCAGCUCCCAGCUGCAACACCACCGCGGGGGGCGGGGAGGUCGAGGAGGAAGAGGGGGGAAGUUCAUCAUAGACCCUGGCAGCCUCUCAGGAGGGAGCGUGAAAAUCCAGGAGAAAUCAGCCUGGAGGAUGUGCAUCGGCUCCACAGGGAGCCUGGACACCAUCACCCUCCCCACCACCGCCCUGCCACGCACCCCCGCCACACAGCAUCACCACCGCAAAACAGCGCCACACGGCCCCCCCGGGCUGCAGGCGGGGCCGGGCGGCAGGGACGCUCACAGCAACCUGAGCACUUUGAAAAACGGCGUGCUUCAACUACCUCUGUGUGAGAAGACCAUCUCUGUCAACAUCCAGCGGGGCGGGGGCUCCAGGGAUGGCCUGCUCUGUACCUCGGCUCCGGCCAGCUGCUGCCAGGUCAUCUGAAGCUCCAACCCUCUGUGGACCAUCAGCUUCCCGCCCAGCACAACCAGCUGAAAAGCAACCUUCUGCUCCCGCGUUCACCUCUCCAUCUUUUCCCUCAGUCCCUCUUCAGAUCAUCCGUUUGAACACACUACUCCUCCUUUUAACGUGUUGCAGUUUGUCUUGUGUUUGGCUGUAGCAGAAAGCUGACCUCAACAUCAACACAGCUGCCUUCUGCUGUUGUCUUAACCUCACCUUACUGUCACAGUUUUGUUUGUCUGAGUGUAUGUUGUUAAUGGCUGUUUUAUAACAUUUAUCAGUGUGUUAUGUACGUUUGUUUUAUGUCCACUAACUGCCCUUCAGAUUAGUGGGACUCAUAUUGUCUUACUAACAAUAUGCUGGUUUUAGAACAUAUUAAAAUGAGGAGGGUUGGAUUUGAUGGUCACAGAGUAAAAUGUUUUAAUGGUAUGAGCAUAGAGUCCAAAUUUCUGAGAAAAAGUCACAAACCAUAGUAGUAAGAGACAAAAGUCGUAAUACUAUAAUAAUAAAUAAGUUAUUUAACAAAUUCUAUUACUUCACAAAUAUUAAUAAUUUAAGAUAAAGCUGUGAUUUUACAAAAAAGCUCAAGGUGUAGUUUUGUGAGGGAAAAGUCAUAACAUUUCAGGAAUAAAGUCUUAAUAAAAUGAGAUUACAGACAAGAAAUACUCAUUCUUCUAAAAUUCUUCUCAUGUAUUUGUUUUUACCACAACUUUGUUCUCAAAAAUAUCUCUUGAAAUGUCAGAUAUUUCCCCCUCCUUCCUCCACCUCGAACCUCUGCUCCCCUCUGAAUGUUAGCUAGCCGCUGGAUUAUGAAGUGGAAUACAUGUACCAGGCACCUUUUGACCACUUCUGUCAAGGUUUUAAUUUUGACUCCACUUUGCACUCAGACAAUCUGUUUUAUUAGCGUUUAAACAUUUUUUUUUUUUUUUUACUUGAAUGAAUUCAGCUCCAUUUAUUCACAAUUGCAACAUAUUAUCUAUCAAAACCCCUUUAAAUUUGUCUGUAGAGGCAACACCGUUUUAGCUUAAUAAAUGGGACAGCAAGAGAGAACCCGGUGGGUUAGGGUGUGACCUCCUCUGUGGCAGCAAACAGGUGAUAAUAUUGAUACUGUAGCAAGAUAAUUGAAAUGUUACUGCUGACCAUUUAUUUAAAAUGAGGUAUUCUUAUUUUUUUAUUCCUGUUUUAAAUGUGUUGCUGUUGUUGCUGAAAGAGAACAUUAGUUGUGUCUGGCUCUCUGUAGAAACAAACACACUACCGAUAUCCGUUCUGAUUUGACCUCUGCUGGCUUCUUGCAGUCUCACCUGCGCCCACAUGUCGCCCCAAAGCUGACUGCACAUGUGGGCGCAGCGUGUUGACUCGUGUAUCAAGUAUGUAUAUACAGUAUGUUUAAAAGUAAAGUUUAUUUUUAAAACUUGUACAUUUUUUGAGCGACCUGCUGUUUUCAAAUGUCGACAGGGGAUCUGUGUGAAGUCUCACUGGUUAGAAUAAGUGCGCGUGCACCAGGUAAAUCAGUAGGAAGUCACCUGUGCAGGAGAAAAGGCUCAUGACUUACAGCUUUAAAAAGAGCCAGCCAAGAGAUGGACGUAUGAAAGACGGGAAAGGGGAAAUGGGGAAAUUCUUUAAGGGCAUUGGCAAUAAGCUAUACUGUGUGUUGCAGCUAUCUGUACAGAAACAUUUUCAUUAGUUUAAUAUUUUGAAUUCCAAACGUACGGCCUUACAGCGGCCUCGUUGGACUGAAAAGAAAAAAAAAAAAGGAAAGCUAUGUUUUAAAUAUUUUUUUCCUCUCUCUUUGGUUGUUGUCUGAGUUUUCUUUUAAAAACCAAAUGUAAAUAGAGUUGUAAAUAUGGUGCUCUUUAUCUAGAACAGCAGAGUGAACCCUUUGGUGCAUAGCUGUACAGUAAUCUAGCCUUAUGAUGAUUAGUAAUACUGUAUGGGUGUCUCAGCUAAAAAUAUGGCCGUGUGAGGAAAAACGACACGAUUCUGUUCAUACCGUCAGGUCUCUUUGACUGUUGUCUUACUCAGCUGUAUCCAGGUGAAUGACGUGCAUGUGUUUCAGUGUUUGACAUUCAAUGACACAGAGGAGAGAGAAUCAGCCACAGAAAUGUUACUGGACCAAAAAGCAAAUGGAAAGAAAAGAAAAGGAAAAAAUAAACACGAGUAGGAACCGACAGAGAUAUUCAGUGUAUUAUUCUGUAGUUGAAACCUGUUGUCAGAAGUUACAUAUAGCUAUGGUAAUAUCCAAAAAUAAAAUGUGGAAUACUGUCUCA